Messenger RNA from Oncorhynchus tshawytscha (Chinook salmon), 4019 nucleotides. Its product is annotated as fibroblast growth factor receptor substrate 2-like. The coding region runs from base 527 to 2449 and encodes 640 amino acids. The record is from RefSeq and is a predicted model, not a curated record. Gene Ontology annotation, biological process: cell surface receptor protein tyrosine kinase signaling pathway. NCBI's taxonomy places the organism in Eukaryota, Metazoa, Chordata, Actinopteri, Salmoniformes, Salmonidae. The transcript has 7 exons. Gene Ontology annotation, cellular component: cytoplasm.
UAUUCUUGUAGGGGCUGCACACGGGCCUAGCACCUACCACAUCGUCCUAUAGCAAACCAUAUUCACACCUUAGCGUCACAUUCAGUCCUCCAGCUUUCUUUACCUUCUUGUCGCUCCACAAAACCUCGUUGUCUGAUUGUGAACUCUCACCCCGGUGGUCGGGAAAUGUCAAAGAGAGGCCCGUGCUGCAGCAGGGGGGGCGUAAAUAAAAUAUAAACAACAGUUUAUUGCUUUAUUUUCAGAUAAUUUAUUUUCCUUUCUUAUUUAACAAGUGUCAUAUACAAUACUAGCAUCAGAAACCGACGCGUAUCUGACCAGCUCUGACAACAAUUUGCAGUCUUGAUCAUUCUCGUCUCGCAUAACAAUCCUUGCCAAACAUGAGGGAGAAAAUAAUGCUCCUGUUGCUGAUGUCCAUCCAACCUACGAGCUCUUUCUCCACCAUGACACCCAGCAGAGGACUUUGGGAUUGACGCUGGGAUCACUCCCACUGAUGGCCUGGACUGGGUUUCAGCUGUCCUGCUGAGUAAUGGGGAGCUGCUGGAGCUGUCUAUACAGAGACCCCAUACAAGACAACCAUCUCACUAAAUUCAAGGUGACCAAUGUGGAUGAUGAGGGGAAUGAGUUGGGUUCUGGGACCAUGGAGCUCACCCAGACCGAGCUCAUCCUACACACAUGCAAGAGGGACGCCAUCCGGUGGCCCUACCUAUGUCUGCGGCGCUAUGGCUACGACUCCAACCUCUUCUCAUUCGAGAGUGGCCGGCGCUGUCAGACUGGACAGGGGAUCUUUGCGUUUAAAUGUUCUCGUGCGGAGGAGAUUUUCAACCUCCUCCAGGAGCUGAUGCAGUGCAACAGUAUCAAUGUGGUGGAGGAGCCUAUGAUCAUGACCGGCAGUGGACGCGCACGAGAGAUAGACAUGCCUCGAACACCACAGACACCCAACACUCCAUCAUUCCCCGUCCAGGGUUUUCCCAAUGGGUAUCCGGGGUAUCCCAUGAGAGCUGAAUCCUCCCAGCCCUCUCUAACUGACGAUCCCCAUGGCCACAGCCUCAUGGGCCUGGAUGACCAGGUUCACACCUAUAUGAAUACUGUUACUAUGGAUGGGGAACUCUCCAGUCGACACUGUGUACACUCUCUACCUGAGGUGCGGCCCACCUCCUUCAACGAGUCAACCCGAGGAGCCAUGCCUGUCGGGGGCCAAGGAGGUGGGAAGGCCAGCAUGCACUGCUGCCCACUGGAGGAACAACACAAGGAACCCCAGGUAUUUCUCCAGCCCUCCUCUCAGGAGGUCAAAUUCAUGCUGGGACCCACCCCUGCACAGCGCCACCUGCUAGAGAGGGAGAGGCACGGGGGCCACAAUCCCCAUCUCAUGCUGCCUGUAGAGGGCACCACAGGCUCAGAGGCAGAGGGGGACGAGCCUCCUCUGCACUUGUGCAACUCCCACUCCUACCACCACCCUCACUAUCACCAUGUGAUGCACCGGCACCCUGGCCAUGAGCACCAGGAAGGCUGCCAGGGCAGCCAGCUCACCUAUGAGAACAUCAACGGCCUGAGAGGGGGGCGCCGGAUGAGACUUAGCCCCAGCAGCGUGUCCCAGUCUGUGGGCUCCAGCAGCAGCAGUAGCACCACCGGAGACAGUCACACACAAUCACACCCACACCCCCUCCAACCGCACCCCCACGGCCCAUCCUCUCUGCCACCUCAGGGGUACCCCUGUGAGCGGGGCGUAGGGAUGGGCGGAAGUCACCGGCGGACAGCUCUGCUCAACUACGAGAACCUGCCGUCGCUGCCGCCGGUGUGGGAGUACCGCGCCCUGCAUAGAGACGAGGAGCAGGAUGAGGAUGACGAGGAACAGGAUGAGGAGGAGUACGAGGAAGAGGAAGAGGAUUUUGACGAGUACGAGUUUUCAGAGGGUCCUGGGACACCCAACGGGUACCACCAGGACGGGCUGGGGAGGGGGGGGAUCCACCGUGACGCCCUGCAGAACUAUGUCAACACAGAGCAGGCCCAGCCCAGCCGGCUGCGACAUGCCUGCCCCCCUCACCUCCAGACCUGCCACCCCCAGUCGGACCGUGGCGGACGAAUAUUCAGCUUUGAUUUCCGUAGGCGGCCGGGAGGAGGGUUUGGUCGGGGAGAGGGCUGUGAACACGGUCAUAUGACCCCAUCGAGGCAGCUCAACUAUAUCCAGGUGGACCUCAAUGCAGAACUGCCAUGCCAGGCCCUCGGUGGGGGUGGAGGGGAAGUCCAAUCUCAGCACCAGCCACUACAGCCACAGCACCAGCGCCUGCCACCCCUCAAAUGUGGCCCCCAGCAGGCCCCACGGCGCAGUGAGUUCUACGCUGUGAUCGACCUGAAGAAGACAGCAGCCAUGUCCAACUUGCAGAAAGCCCUCCCCCGGGACGAUGGGACGUCGAGAAAGACUCGCCACAACAGCACAAACCUGCCUCUGUAGACGCAGUGAGGAGGAGGAGACAGAGAAAAAUGAAGGGAGGGAGAAGAGGGAGGGAGAAGAGAGAGAAACAGGCUUGGUUGGACAGACUGGUAUAAGUAACUCAGCAGCACACUGGACCCCUCAUUCUCAUCCAGCCAUCCGACUGUCCUUUUCUGUCCUUUUCUGUCCUGUUCUGUCCUGACCUGACCAGUUGGAUCAUAUACAGGUACCUAAUUAGAAAACUAAUUGAAACCUAUCCGUACAUAUUCCACUUGAUGGAGCGAGAUUGGUUUGAAGUUGCAAUAUUAUUAUGGGUCACUUUCUGACUGUGGUGAGAUGCUGUCUGAGUUAGCAGCAGAAACCUUGGUCGUGGUUGGCUGGGUUUAUGGUUAAAGCCUUUAGCUGCCAUUGUUUUUUGGUCCUCAUUCCAUUAUCAUUCAGUGUUGUUGUUUUAUUUAUUUUACGUCCCUGUUUACGAACAUGGACUACUAUCGAGUACAGGUUUACUAGUCCACAUUGUUAAAUUGGCAGAACAUUUUCUGAUAUGAAAAAUAGUUUAUUAUUCCCUCAAUUGUAUUCUAAUAAUGUGCGUUCUUCACCUCACAAGCACUUCGUUUGGCCCAGUGACUGAUAGAAAGGACAGAUGAUGAUAUAUAUUUAUAACUAUCUGCCUUCAGGAAUUAGUACAGAUCAGUACAGUUUGCACAUAAUCCUUUGGAAUUGUAAAAUCGUACAUCCUAUCGAGUAUUAUAUUUUGAGUAUCAAUUUUCUCUCUCCUCAAGAUUAAAUAUACAUUUUUCACGUUGAAAUUGUAUUUAAAAUGGAAAUAAUAGUUGUCCUUCAUAUAAUGAUAGUGUGUUGAUAGACGUUCAGCAUCCUCUACUGCCCCCCUACACACUGAUUAUUGAAUUGACCUCUGACCACAUAUCAUUCCCACUUGAAUAAGGAAUCCAUAUCUAAUUCCUAAACUAUGCUUACCUUUGCACUUUUUACCUUCGUGGUCAGACACUGGCCACUGAUGUCCCCACAGUUCAGAAUCCCUCUGCUCUGGAGUAACAGUAAGGGUGUGUAAGGUUGUGCUUUGACAAACUCCUUAGAGAUGGUGAUGUCAUCACACAGGCCCAAACUAUGUAUGGAUGUUGUUGUUUUUGCAACAUUAUAGAGACCAAUAGCAACUGGAAUUUUUCAGAGCAGAAUUUGAUAAUGGCUUGAUAAUAACCUCACAUAAAAAGUAGGUCUUCUUGUUUACUAUUUUAGUAAGUAUCAGAUUGGUAACUGAGGGUCUGAGGGGAAUAUAUCACUAUGUGUAAUGUUAGCUAUUUAUGGAAAGUCUAUCAGUGAACAUUUGACUGAGGAUAUUGUUUUAUUUAUUCAUUCAUCGAGAUGUCUAUAUUGUGAUUGUUUUGAAAAAAAAUGUGACGACCAGUUUUUCAUAAUCCAGUCAGUUGGUGAUUUGGAGACCAAAGUAUCACCAGUCAUCAGCAGACUGUCUGUGACACCAUUGUAAUACCAUUGUUAUGCCUGUAAUUAAUAACAAUACAUUCUGAAGAAGACUGUAUUAACAUAUUAAAGUGCCAAAUCUUUACUGUUA